AUGUUCUCGGUGCAGGAGGCGCUGCCCCGGGGGGGGGUCCCCAUGAAGGAGGAGCCGCUGAGCGCGGGGCUCCCCGCCGGCCGCUGGCUGCAGGGCACCGGCAUCCUGGACGCCAGCACGGCGGCGCAGAGCGGGGUGUCGCUGGCCCGCGCUCACUUCGAGAAGCAGCCCCCGGCCAACCUGCGCAAGUCCAACUUCUUCCACUUCGUGCUGGCCAUGUACGACCGCCAGGGCCAGCCCGUGGAGGUGGAGCGCACCUGCUUCAUCGACUUCGUGGAGAAAGAGCGGGAGCAGAACGGGGAGAAAACCAACAACGGGAUCCACUACCGGCUGCAGCUGCUCUACAGCAACGGGCUCCGCACCGAGCAGGAUUUGUACGUGCGCCUCAUUGACUCCAUGUCCAAGCAGGCCAUCAUUUACGAGGGGCAGGACAAGAACCCCGAGAUGUGCCGGGUGCUGCUGACGCACGAGAUCAUGUGCAGCCGCUGCUGUGACAAGAAGAGCUGCGGGAACCGCAACGAGACCCCCUCGGACCCCGUCAUCAUCGACAGGUUUUUCCUCAAGUUUUUCCUCAAGUGCAACCAGAACUGCCUGAAGAACGCCGGGAACCCGCGGGACAUGCGGCGCUUCCAGGUGGUGGUGUCCACCACGGUGCACGUGGACGGCCACGUCCUGGCCGUGUCUGACAACAUGUUCGUCCACAACAACUCCAAGCACGGCCGGCGCGCCCGGCGCCUCGACCCCUCCGAAGCAGCCACCCCCUGCAUCAAGGCCAUCAGCCCCAGCGAGGGCUGGACCACAGGCGGUGCCACCGUCAUCGUCAUUGGGGACAACUUCUUCGAUGGCCUCCAGGUGCUCUUCGGCACCGUGCUGGUGUGGAGCGAGCUCAUCACCCCCCACGCCAUCCGCGUGCAGACGCCCCCCCGGCACAUCCCGGGGGUCGUGGAGGUGACAUUGUCCUACAAGGCCAAGCACUUCUGCAAGGGCGCCCCGGGACGCUUCGUCUACACUGCCCUGAACGAGCCCACCAUCGAUUACGGGUUCCAGCGGCUGCAGAAGGUGAUCCCGCGGCACCCCGGGGACCCCGAGCGCCUGCCCAAGGAGGUGCUGCUAAAGCGCGCGGCCGACCUCGUGGAGGCGCUUUAUGGGGUCCCCCACAGCAACCAGGACGUGCUGCUGAAGCGGGCGGCCGACGUGGCCGAGGCGCUCUACAGUGUCCCCAGGGCCCCCGCGCAUGUCACUGUCCCCUCCUUCGGCGGGGGACAGCUCGGCCUUGCCAUGGGCGACUCCCCGCAGGGCUCCGAACAAGGGUUCUCGCGCAGCCCCGGGACGCCCCCGGCGCGGGGGUUCGGCCCCCCGGGCUCGGCCCCCCAGCCCGGCUUCGCCGGGGCCACCGGGGGCUUCGGCGGGGCCACCAUGGCAGGCCUGGGGGUGCCCGGGUCCCCUCCGAGCUUCCUGAAUGGCUCCACCGCCACCUCCCCCUACGCCAUCCUGCCCGCCAGUCCCCCGCUGGGCGCCUCGUCCGUCGCUGUCACCUCGGGCGCGGGCACUGCCACCUCCUCUCCGGGUGGCUUCUCCUUCUCCCCGGUGACGAUGAUCUCGGCCGUGAAGCAGAAGAGCGCCUUCGCCCCCGUGCUGCGCCCGCCGGGGUCCCCCCCGCCCGCCUGCGCCAGCGCCCUGCAAGACCCAACUUUCGAGGACUCGGACAAAUUCCACGCUCCGGCGCGGCCGCUCCAGGGAUUGGCCUAUUCCUAAGGACGGCGUCUCCGGAGGGGCUCCAGACCCCCCAUCCCACCGGGACAAGGACUGGGGACAUCCCUGCCCCCUCCCCUCGGAGCUGGGCGGAGCCGCCAGGCCCAGCGGGAUGAGGGGACCCG
Agelaius phoeniceus (red-winged blackbird) is the source of this 1877-nucleotide messenger RNA. Its product is annotated as transcription factor COE4-like. Gene Ontology annotation, biological process: regulation of DNA-templated transcription. NCBI's taxonomy places the organism in Eukaryota, Metazoa, Chordata, Aves, Passeriformes, Icteridae. Gene Ontology annotation, molecular function: DNA-binding transcription factor activity; DNA binding. The record is from RefSeq and is a predicted model, not a curated record.